Molecule: messenger RNA, 3620 nt
Organism: Daphnia carinata
Lineage: Eukaryota; Metazoa; Arthropoda; Branchiopoda; Diplostraca; Daphniidae
Gene: SWIP
Product: WASH complex subunit 4-like
Exons: 7
Coding region: 104-3568 (1154 amino acids)
Biological process (GO): endosomal transport; endosome organization
Cellular component (GO): endosome; WASH complex
Source: RefSeq, a predicted model, not a curated record
GAGCAUGUUUUUAUUUUUUACAUGUCUGAGCAUUUACAAAUGAUUUAAUUGAUUCCUUGUGUUUUCUUGCUUAAAAGGUUUUGGUAAAAAACAAAGAUAAAACAUGGUUGGAAUGAACGGCAAUUCAUCUGGCACCCACGAAUAUGGCAGAUACGCGGCUGAAAAAAUAGCGAAAGAACAUGUCACGCGAGAGUUCAGUGAUUUCAUGGUCAAAUGUGGUUCAGAGCUAGAGGCCUUAUCUCAACUUCAUGAAAAUUUGAGCAAUGAAAAUGCUAAUCAAAUAAUCUGCCUCGACUCUGUUCCUACCGAAGAUCUUCCUUUAGUCAACCUUGUCCAUUCUGAUCAUGAAGAACUAAGGAAAGUUGCCCUUGCAUUAGGGCACUUAGUCAGUGAAAUGGAUUUUCUUUUUGAAGAAGGGAGAUCAUUCUCCUAUCCCAUCCUCUAUUAUGGUGAAGGUGUGGAUGAAAAGACUCUUCAAGCUGGGGAAAGCCAUGUGUGUGCCGGAAGAAUGAUUGAAACAUUGCAGAAACUAUUGAACUAUGUAAACCACUGCUACAAGGUUAUUAAAAAUGUAGUUGGUCAACUCUCUAGAUUGUACUGCAGCUCCAAUGCUGGACCAAAAUAUUUUGAAGUUGGGGAAACCCACUUCAAAAUCAUUUUCGAAAGAAUGGGAAGUGUGCUGUCUGUUUUGGUGAAUUUGGAUUCCAUAAUCAAUCGAAACAAUUUGCUUAGAGAACAUAUUGCGCAAUUCCAACAUGUGGUCCGUUCCAUUCAACACAACGCUUCGAACUUCGACAGCACACCAGAAGAUCUGAGACUGCUAGACUUGUCGCUGGAUGAAAUAACUGAAAAAGCUCUCUCGGGAACGCUAUUUCUCAGAUGCGUGACACAGAGCUUCCCUACCAACAACAAUAAAGUCUUAUUAGACGAAGUUUCAGCAAAUAUUAAAGGCUUCUUAGAAGAAUUGUCAUUCCGACUAGACAAAGAAGGCGAACGAGAUAAUCUUGAAAACAUGCAAAAAUUUCUCAACGUUGUAUGCUUAUUCGUCCUGCACGCUCAUCUCGGCCUUCGCGUGGAUAACAGACAACUUAAAACAAUUCUCGAUAUUGCCAAGAAUUCCAUCGUCGCCGUUCCAUUAACGGGAUCGUGUUUGUGGUUCCCGGACCAAUUCCUAGCCCUGUAUCUCCCUCGGGGAGAUCGGGCCGUCGACGCCAAGAUGCUGGAAAAUGUCGCAUCGGCUCGAUUCCAGUACGUCCGCCAACGUUCUCAACAACUGACGAAAGAUGUUCAGAUCUGGAACACGAAAAUCGUCUUUUGGUUAUCGCGAUUGAGCAGCCAACACGUCAACAGCCAAGAAGAAUUAACUAAUCAAUGCUGUUUAGUUCUCCAAGGACUACGUUACAUAUCCAGAUUGAGCGGUGUAGUUCGAUUGAUAUUGAACCUUCAUUUAGCCAUCCAGCCCGUCAUAUCUAAAGGCACCGUCGUGGCCGCAUUUCAAACGUUCGAGCUCAUCAAGACUUUACAAAAGGCGAUUGAAAAACAGCUGACCGAAUACCCACAGGCAUGGUUACAUCUUCAGCAGCAACUCCGCCGUUCCGUCUUAGAAGUAGUCCAACUUGCAUCUAGAAAAUUAGCCAGCGAACAGAACAACAAAAAACGACCACGCAAAUCUAUCGGUUCGGCUUUGGCCCUUGCCGAGAGAACUCUGGCUGGACCUUGCACGACCUCACGUGUUUCAACGAUCCGCAUUAGCCUGGCUAUUGCUUGCACUGCUUUUCGGGACGAAGAAUUGUCUUUAUUGGCCCAUCGAUUGCAGAAAAUGGAGCUCAUGUCGAUCGGAAUUCGUCAUCGUUUAGCUGAACUGGCUGAUUGCGAAGUGUUUUAUUGGCAUAAAUCGCUGAUCAAUACCUACCUACCCGAUGCACGCGAACGACGUAUUGAAUCGUCUCGACUGGGACAGACCUUACUGGCCGCCAUGGACUGUCAAAAAGCUCUUGGUAGUGUUAAACAUCUUUCAAAUCCAUCGCAACUGGUGGAUAGCCAUCAACAAUUCAUCCGCCGCGCCCUGGAACUUCACAUUUUGGAGCCGUUGUGCGCGGCAGUCGAGACGGAAUUGCGUAUCCAGUCGCACGCCCAUCUUCAUCCGACCCCUCGCAAUCCGUUCAAAGAACCUCCUUGUUUGAACACGCUCGGAGACUUGCCUUUGGGCUCGCACGAACAGGUGAACGUCCCGCACGAAGUGGAACAAUAUCUCGGCAAAACGUUUUACAAUCUCGCCGCUCUGGCUUCACAUGAUUGGAGAAAGUAUGGGCAGAUGAGGAUCUUGGCCGGAUCGGCUUUUAAUUUGAAACCGUUGCCGGAUAGACUGCCCAGUCAAACUCUCGAACAAGGACUCGACGUCCUGGAAAUUAUGCGCAAUAUCCACCUGUUUGUGGCCCGUUUUGGGUACAAUCUCAACAACCAGUUCUUUGUCGAACAGUCGAGCAGCAGCAAACACCUCAGCACGAUAGGUAUCAAACAUGCGGCCAAUUCCAUCCGAACUCACGGCUCUGGUGUAGUCAACACGGCCGUCAAUUUCACCUAUCAAUUCCUACGCAAAAAGUUUUUCGUCUUUUCACAGUUUCUUUACGACGAGCAUAUUAAAUCGCGGUUAAUGAAGGACGCGCGUUAUCUACGCGAAUUGAGCGAAGGCAAAGAUUCUGCUCUCAAAUAUCCUUACGAACGGGCAGAGAAAUUCCAUCGCGGCAUCCGCAAAUUAGGACUCAAUUCAAUCGGAUUGAGUUAUCUGGAUCAGUUUCGCAUGCUCAUUACUCACCUGGGCAACGCUCUUGGCUACGUACGAAUGCUGAGAAGCGGAUCCAUUCAUUGCAGCGCUGAGUCCUGUGCUCCAGUCCCAGAUUUGGCGGAACUCGUUUAUCUCAACGAAUCCGGAGUUGAUCAUCAAUUGGGCAGCAGUUCCAGUAGCUUGAAAAAUCACAACGAUACGAUGGAUAUGGCGGACGGUUUAUUCGAGUCGUUAGCCAAAGCCAAUCCGGCUCUGUCAACUCUGUCGGAACUGUCCAGUAAAGCCCUGGAUAAAGUACUGGACGAUCUGGCCCAGAAUUUGUCUGAGAGUUCCGACUACUUCAAACUGUUGGUCGACGUCUUCCGGCCGUUUUUCCGCGACCCUCGCCAUUCGCAUUUGCGCCAUUUCUACGUCAUUGUCCCUCCGUUGACGGUCAACUAUGUGGAGCACAUAGUCACCUGCAAAGAGAAGCUGACGAAAAAGAACAAACAAGAAGCCUCGACAUUCACCGACGACGGAUUGGCCAUGGGAUUAGCCUAUUGUUUGUCUGUUCUCGAUCAAUGGAGGGAUUUCGACGCUUUGCAGUGGUUUUCAUCCGUCAACGAGUUCUUUGAACGCGAAAGGAAAGCUGCCGGGCUUCAAUCGCAGGCCAGUCAAGAUACCCUUUCACUCACACUCCACCGACUGGACACGUAUCAGCAGGAAUUUCAAUUAUUAUUCUACAACCUCAAUAGCGCCAGAAUUUUUUUCCGCCACGAACGGCCCAUUAUUCCAGUAUCUUAAUCUAGUCUUCAAUUCAAGGUGGUUCGAACAAAUUUAUUAUAAUCCCAAUCGG